GAAUCAAUGAUUGUCGGCUGAAGCCCGGAAGCUCAGAUAGAUAUUUGUGCCCGUAAGCCGCACUGCAAAUGUAAUUGACAAGCAAAAAUGGCGGAACCGAAACGGAAGUCGAAGGGAGAGUUUGUUGAUUUCAUAGUGCUGCUGCUUUCGCUUGUAUUGCAAGUUUGUUUCAACUCAAACUCGAAGCUUCAAGUAUGGGCCGGUUCUGAACUCGAGUUUCUUCCGGGUUUUGAUGGAAAACUGCCUUUUCAUCUGGAAACAGGGUACAUAGGUGUGGACGAAUCAGAGGAUGUGCAGCUCUUCUACUACUUCAUUAAGUCCCAAUCAAAUCCAGAAAUGGACCCUCUGGUCCUUUGGCUUACCGGAGGCCCUGGUUGCAGUUCAAUUUCCGGUCUCGUCUAUGAAAUAGGACCAUUUACUUUUGAGGCAGUGGAGUACAGUGGCAGUUUACCCAGAUUGGUCUUGAAACCUUAUUCCUGGACAGAGGUGGCAAGCAUAAUUUUUUUGGACUGGCCAGUAGGUACUGGAUUUUCCUACGCAAGAAAUCCAGAGGCUCUUGAAUCUACUACUUUGCAAGCAAGCAAUCAAGCUUACCAGUUUCUUAGGAAGUUUCUGAUUGAUCACCCGGAGCACUUGUCAAAUUCUUUCUACAUUGGUGGAGACUCGUAUUCAGGUCUUCCUGUUCCAGUCAUAGCACAAUUAAUAUCAGAUGGGAAUGAAAAUGGAAAUCAGCCACUGAUUGAUCUUAAGGGAUACUUACUUGGCAAUCCAGGAGCAACUCCAUUGGAUCACAACUAUCGAGUGCAAUUUGCUCAUGGAAUGGGGCUUAUCCCUGAUGACCUCCAUGAGUCCUUGAUCAGGAAUUGUAAAGGAAUGUACAUAACUAUAGAUCCUGAAAACUUUCUGUGUAUGAAGGAUAUGCAGAACUUUAAUCAGUUAGUUGAGAGCAUCAAAUUUUCGAACAUUUUGGAAAAUUAUUGUGGUUUACGAGCGCCAAAGCCUCAAAAAACCUAUGCUCAGAGAAGAGAUCUGGAUGAAACAUCCCAAGAACUUAGUGGACAUGACCUACUCCUUGCAUUCAAAUGUCGUGAACAAGCAUUUGUGCUGGCUGAAAUUUGGGCUAAUGACCAAAGUGUCCGGGAAGCCCUCGACAUCCCGAAGUCCAUGAACCAGAUUUCCUCUGAUAUCGCAUCACAAACUUUUGUACACUUCACGCAGAAGCAUGUUGGAUAUUGGCAUCGAUGCAACGACAACUUGCUUUAUACAAAGACAAUCCACAGCAGCGUACCUUAUCAUGCAAAUCUCAGCACCUUAGGCUACAGGUCACUCGUUUACAGUGGUGACCAUGACAUGGUUUUGCCGCAUUUUGGAACUCAAGACUGGAUAAGAUCUCUAAACUACAGCAUUGUAGAUGAAUGGCGACCUUGGUUUGUUGAAGGUCAAGUUGCUGGAUAUACGAGAACUUAUGCCAACCGGAUGACAUUCGCGACAGUCAAGGGAGCUGGGCACACGGCACCAGAGUACAAGCCAGUUCAGUGCAGAGCCAUGUUCCAAAGGUGGAUAUCCUACGAACCUUUAUGAUUGACCCCAGUGGAGGAAAGGAAACUAAACUAUAAUAAAAUCUCCUGUCGUCCGACUCCAACUCUGCGAUGAUGGUCAGACCGACGGCUAUGGUGGUCGUCCUCUUCUGAGUUGAAUGAAUUUUAUUUUGUUUUGUUAAAAAUAAUAAGAGAAGCUGACGAGCAGUCCGCCGCCUUUUCUCACUUUUAUUUGGGUUGAUAAUUUAAUAACGGGUCGGGGCGUUCUUGAUUUUCA
Coffea eugenioides is the source of this 1815-nucleotide messenger RNA. RefSeq names its product serine carboxypeptidase-like 18. Bases 88 to 1581 code for a protein of 497 amino acids. The record is from RefSeq and is a predicted model, not a curated record. Gene Ontology annotation, molecular function: serine-type carboxypeptidase activity; acyltransferase activity, transferring groups other than amino-acyl groups. NCBI's taxonomy places the organism in Eukaryota, Viridiplantae, Streptophyta, Magnoliopsida, Gentianales, Rubiaceae. The transcript is spliced from 14 exons. Gene Ontology annotation, biological process: proteolysis; secondary metabolic process.